UACCCAUGCGAGCCGAAUCCGGUAUCGGCCAUUUUCUUUCUCUACGUUGUCCUGUAACGAUUGCGUGCUCGUUUUAGGGUCUCGAUUGAGAGUGUCGAAUUGUCCUAUUUAGAACGCUUGCCAUCUCGCGAACUUGUCUGUGGUGUGCUAAUGCGUGGCGUUUCAGAGAGCUCUCCAACUUGCGCAAUGGCGGAGGAUUUGGAUGUCGAGGCGAUGCUGGAGGCGCCAUAUAAGAAGGGGGAGCAGGACUCCUCGUCCAAAGACAAGUCCUCCAAGGAGAAUGGGUCUAGCCGCAAAUCCUCAGGGAAAAGCAAGCAUCGCUCUCGUUCCCGUUCACGAUCACGCGAUCGCCGAGACAAAGACCGGCGGGAUCGUGACAGAGAUAGAGACAGAGACCGCGACCGCGACAGGGAACGCGACCGCGACCGCGAUCGUCGACGUAGAUCACGCUCACGAGACAGGCGAGACCGGGACCGUGAUCGAGACAAUGAUCGGGAUAGGGAUAGGCGAGACAGAGACCGGGACAGAGACAGAAGAAGGAAGAGAUCGCUCACACCGCUGACUCUUCCCAGAGCCCGACCACCAUUCGGCAAAGGUCACAGCCCACUUGGAAUAAACGAUGAGCUGACACCGGAGGAACGAGACGCCCGAACCGUAUUUUGCAUGCAACUAAGCCAGCGAAUUCGUGCACGCGAUUUGGAGGAAUUCUUCUCUAGCGUCGGCAAAGUACAAGAUGUCAGACUUAUCACCUGCAACAAGACACGGCGAUUUAAAGGAAUCGCUUACGUCGAGUUCAAAGAUCCGGAGAGCGUGACACUAGCGCUCGGCUUGUCUGGUCAGAAGCUCCUCGGAGUGCCCAUUGUGGUGCAACAUACGCAAGCUGAAAAGAAUCGUAUGGGCAACUCAAUGCCGAAUCUUAUGCCGAAGGGACAAACCGGACCUAUGAGAUUGUAUGUAGGGUCUCUACACUUCAACAUCACGGAGGAUAUGCUACGUGGAAUCUUCGAACCUUUCGGGAAAAUCGACAAUAUUCAGCUGAUUAUGGAUCCAGAAACUGGGCGAAGCAAAGGCUACGGUUUCCUAACGUUCAGAAAUGCGGACGAUGCGAAGAAAGCUUUGGAACAAUUAAACGGAUUCGAGCUCGCUGGCAGACCGAUGAAAGUUGGAAAUGUGACAGAACGUACUGAUCUGAUCCAAGGACCAUCUCUUCUCGAUACGGACGAGCUUGAUCGAAGUGGAAUUGACCUUGGAGCAACCGGCAGAUUGCAAUUGAUGUUCAAAUUGGCGGAAGGUACCGGCCUGGAGAUACCACCCGCAGCAGCGAACGCUUUAAAUAUGGCACCAGUGAUGACAGCACCGCAACCACCACCUCAAGCUGCGCCUCCUAUCGCGACACAAUGUUUCAUGUUGUCAAAUAUGUUCGAUCCGCAGAAUGAGACGAAUCCCAACUGGGCAAAGGAGAUUCGCGACGACGUGAUUGAGGAGUGCAACAAGCAUGGUGGCGUACUGCACGUAUACGUGGAUCAGGCGUCGCCGCAGGGCAAUGUAUAUGUGAAAUGUCCGUCGAUCGCAACAGCUGUGGCAGCGGUGAACUCGUUGCACGGUCGGUGGUUCGCAGGUCGAGUAAUAACCGCUGCUUACGUGCCAGUGGUGAAUUAUCACUCACUGUUCCCGGAUGCGAUGACCGCGCUGCAACUAUUGGUGCCGAGCGCGCCGCGAAGAGGCAUGUGAUGAUCCUGAGCGAACGAAACACAGUCGUAAAUCACUGGCGUGUAAAUCCUAUGCAUAGUAUUGAGUUUCUGCAUCUUACUGUUUCUCUUGUUACUAUCUGAUGGAUAUAUAUAUAUAUUUUUUUUUAUUGCUAAGGCGCGGGAGAAAGAGAAAGGAGGGGGAGUCUGAGCGAUGGAUUUCGCACGUCGAGGGUAGAUAUUUGCAUUACUUGUUGCAAUAAUUUCACGUAUGUGACAUUGUACAUUGCGUUUGAUCUUUGCGUUUCUCACGGCACAACCAUCAUCGUGCAAUCAUGAACUUCCGUUUGGUGUACGAGAUUCGUUCAUAGCAGUCAAAGACGUGCAGUUUUCUUCAACGCUUUGAAUUUGACUGCUUAUAUAUACACGCAACCGUUAGAAAUCCUACAUUAUUUCGAUACGAAAGUUAUUUUGCGAUUUUUGGUUUAAAUUUCUUUGGGUAUCUGAUUUUUAACAGAUAUAUCGUACCGAAUUUCUCCUUAAGUUAAGGUAACUUGUAUAUUAUAUAAUGAAACGUAAGAAAUUGUGGAAAUUGCAGAAAUUGCGAGGAAAAUUUUAUAUCAAUGAAAUCGUAUUACUGAUGAUUUUUCUAUAUCGGAAAAUUUAAAACAAGAAGUGAUAAUUUAAAAUUCUAUGAACAUACAAAAGCCAAAUUAUUAGAUUUUCACAGUGAGACGUGAUAACAUAGUAUUUCUGAUGGACCCAAAGUCUUCAUUAUUGUAAUAAAAUAUAUGCACGCACUUCUGUUUCAUUAUGAGGUGAUAAUCGUGUGUUUGUGUUUCUUGUGAAAUUAAGAAGACAGUUAUUUAUUGACGCGACGUAAUGUUUCGUCUCGUAUAUGUCGACGUAUUGUAUUUUUGCGAUCGAUACGGACUACGUUAUAAAUAGCGAAGUAUUCAAUCGAUCGUUUGUUACGGUAGUAAAACACAUAGAAUGAAUGGUGAAACAAAGUGGAAACCUUAAUCCUCUCGUUCCUGAUUUACAUAUUAAAUUAUUAGAUAAACAUAGAAAAGGAAGAUAAGUACGUAAAUCUAAUUUAAUUUUAAAUCGCUCGUGAGUUUCAUAAUUACCAAGCUAUACUUUUGUAUGACUGUAUCAUAAUUUAAUAAAAGCCAGCAAGUUUCGAAUGAAUGUGUACGUGUGUAUAUGUGUGUGUGUGUGUGUGUGUGUGUGUGUGUGUGUGUGUGUGUGUGUGUGUAUGCUUGAGAAAAAGAAGUUCCCUUUGACUUUGAUGUAUUAUAUAAGAGAGAAAUGUGUUCUGUUUAAGAUUGAGAAUAGUUGGCGAUGGAGCCGUGCUGCCACACAGCCACACUGAACAUUGAACGAAGUUCAAUUUGUUUGGAAAUUAUUUGUUGAUGUGUUAUCAUAUGUUUCUAUUGGGAAGAAAGGAUUAAGGAUAUGCUCGUAACGACUGCUGUAAUAGGACUUAAUAACGAGAAUUGCUUUAGGACACACAUUAGAUUUGUUACAUUUAUACGGAGAAAGGAAGAUCGAAAGGAGAUGAUGUGAUAGAAAGGAGGUCUGCAAGUAUUAAAAAAAUUUCUCAAUUAUUGCACAAAUGCACAAGACGAUUGCAUAUAUCGGAAUAAUAAAUUAACGCGAUAUCGCAUUAGGAUAAGAUACGAUUACAAAUUCAACAAUGCUACUAAUCAAAAUGUUGAAGUAGAUCUCACUAUGAAAUCUUAGUCUUUGAUUCGUAAAAUUAAUUUUAAUAUUUCUAGCAUCAAAUCGUUCACCGGUAGUUACGCCGGAAAUAAUGGACCAAGUGGAUUGAUCCCAUUUUUAGAGCUGCAAAUGAAUUUAUUUCGUUGAGAAAUACUCCAAAAAGUGAAUCCAUCAUAAUUCUAGAUUCAGAAUGACCGUUUGAACGAUAAAGCAGCUGUAAAUCAUUUGUAUAAGCAAAAAAAUCUUGUACUCUCGUAUUCGUCACUAAUGAUAUAUUCUUUACAUUGCAGAUCGAUAAAUAGUUGCGUUAUAAACUUUAAACUACAUCGAGAGACUCGAAUUCUCUUAAAUUAAUAAUAUGAUAAUUCAUCCGAUAUGUAACAUAGAGUUGUGAAUGUAGAAUCUUGACGCGGUUGCUUUCGCAAACGACUCAAUUGAAUAUAUUUUUCAUCUCUCUCUUUGAAAGUUCGCUCGCAGAUGUAAUUGUGGAAAAUUUCCUCUUACGUGUACGCUGUAGACCGCAAAGAAUUGAGCAA
Molecule: messenger RNA, 3949 nt
Organism: Harpegnathos saltator (Jerdon's jumping ant)
Lineage: Eukaryota; Metazoa; Arthropoda; Insecta; Hymenoptera; Formicidae
Gene: Caper
Product: RNA-binding protein 39-like protein Caper
Exons: 9
Coding region: 151-1731 (526 amino acids)
Biological process (GO): mRNA processing
Cellular component (GO): nucleus
Molecular function (GO): RNA binding
Source: RefSeq, a predicted model, not a curated record